AUGAGGCUAUCAAUAUCAUGUGAUGCUUGUCGUCGAGCCAAAGUCAAAUGUGUUCAUGAUGGCAGUCCUCCAUGCAGGCGCUGCGAGAGGACCAAGUCCGAAGGAUGUGCCCUAACAGAUCCCCGUGUCGCAAAGCAGGGGAAACCAAAAGGAGAUGGAAGGGCCGGGAAUUCCAAAAAGCGAAAAAUCGCCUCUGAGCUGUCACCGGUCCUGGGAGGUGACCAAAGCUCUAGUAGGGUGACUCCUGUUCAUCUUGCGCAUGAUCAGGUCAACCUCAUCACGGCGUUGUCGCAGUCCACCGUGAUCAGUGCGGUCGAGACCUACCGGAAAAAGUUCCCGGUCGCCAACUUUCUCCAUUACCCAUCAUUGAUUUCAGACAUCUCUUCUCAUUUCCAAUCUGUGGAUCCGAUCUUUAUCGCGUCUCUCUUAUCGCUGUGCAGGCGGUUCAUGAUCGGCGAUUCCCUCGAAGAUGAGGAGACCUAUGCCGAUUAUGCGCGAAAACACCUCGCAUAUCGGGUUUUGGAAGCCCCUUCAUUAUAUCUUGCCCAAUCCCUAGUCAUCAUCUCGUUCUAUGAGUGGGGAACUGGACGUCCAUACCAAGCGUGGAUGUAUAGUGGUAUGGCUACGUAUAUGAUUCAAUCGCUUCUGAAAAUGGCGGAUGACAGCAUGGAACAUAACCCCCAGGAGUUCCACGCCUCACAAACCCAGUACGAGCAGCUGGUCCGUACUUACUGGGUUUGCUUUGCGCAGGAUUGCGAACUGAGCUCAGGAGCCCGACAGCACUUUGCCCUGUCGUUUUCGCAAAUAUCAGUGCCACUUCCAAUCAGCGACAGAGACUUCACCUUUAAUCAAGUUCCCGAAAGGAGACUGAUGCCCGUCGAUAUGAACAAGCAAUGCGCCUUUGCCCGAAAUUUGACGAUUGAGCACGGAUUGACGAUUGUCACUCGCGGAUUCGACAUAUUUGUGCGGAUAUUGCGGUUUGCGAAUGAGCACCGACGAGCUCUCGCUUCGUUGGGAGCAGACGAUUCCGAGACAUCACCACUGCAUCAGACUUGGCAGAGACUCAAAGGGGAGCUGGACGAAUGGAGGUCACUCCAGGAUAAAACUGUCCGAUAUCCCGACACGACUGCGCAGGCACAUGUAGCUCUUGGAUACGGAGAGCUUUUUGCGUAUAUCAACUUGCUCUAUUUCAUGAGUAUUUUAUUUUUACAUCGCGAUCGGUUUCUAUCUAACCUCAAACCGCAUUCCGAUGUUUUUCACGACAUGAAUGCCGACGACCAGUACGAACCUUAUACAAUCAAACAGCUCUUCGAGGCUGCGCAGCAAAUUGGAGGCGUGUUCGUCGCUGCGCACAUCAAUAUGUACGGCACGAUCGCCCCAGCACGCUACCCAGGGGGGCUUGAGAGAGCAGAAGAAGAGAAAAGCCAGAAUCUGACCUACCUCGAGCGACUGAGCAAAUUAUGGCCAGUGGGUCGGAGUUGGUGGCGGACUGUACAAGAAGCAAACCGAUUUUAUGAAACGGUGAAGAGUACCCAGACACACACCGAUUCUGGAAUGCACAGCCCAAGGCGAUUCGCAUUGGCAGGCACACUUGACGAGUACGGUGAUAUUCGCUCGCGCCCGAGAGCGAUGAGCACGGAGACAGGAAGCAUCCAAGGCUCCCACCAUACCCACCAGGCAACUUCAUCACCACACCUCGAAGGGGAUGCCUUGCUUCUUGCCCGAGAGAACGCUGCCAUCGCAGGCCAUCCGGAUUUCGAGACCGACAUGUUCCAAUGGCCUUUUAUUGACGCGUCGUGGUCUGCAGGCUUCGACGCGGGACUGGAUGGGCUGUGGCAUAACUCGGGGUUAUUUGACCCGAAUCCUCCCCUACGAUAA
Messenger RNA from Penicillium argentinense, 1878 nucleotides. RefSeq names its product Zn(II)2Cys6 transcription factor. Gene Ontology annotation, molecular function: DNA-binding transcription factor activity, RNA polymerase II-specific; zinc ion binding; DNA binding. Gene Ontology annotation, cellular component: nucleus. Gene Ontology annotation, biological process: DNA-templated transcription; regulation of DNA-templated transcription. The coding region runs from base 1 to 1878 and encodes 625 amino acids. The record is from RefSeq and is a predicted model, not a curated record. NCBI's taxonomy places the organism in Eukaryota, Fungi, Ascomycota, Eurotiomycetes, Eurotiales, Aspergillaceae. The transcript is spliced from 6 exons.